Messenger RNA from Cotesia congregata, 941 nucleotides. NCBI's taxonomy places the organism in Eukaryota, Metazoa, Arthropoda, Insecta, Hymenoptera, Braconidae. The record is from the annotation of a GenBank genome assembly.
UCAUAGCCAUGCUGGAUCAAAGUAUCAUCGGUCUUGGUAUUAUUAUCACCUUGGCUGCGGUUUUUAAUUUUUCUAUUCAUAAAAUUGAUGAGGGUCACGUCGGUGUUUACUUUCGGGGAGGUGCAUUAUUACCACAAGUUAGUCAACCAGGAUUUCACAUGAUGGUCCCACUGCUAACUACAUUUAGGUCUGUUCAAGUUACAUUACAAACUGAUGAAGUUAAAAAUGUUCCUUGUGGUACCAGUGGUGGUGUGAUGAUUUAUUUUGACAGGAUUGAAGUUGUUAAUAUUUUAGAUUCUAAUGCAGUUCACCACGAACUUAAUCAAUUCUGUUCCAUUCACACUCUCCACGAAGUCUACAUCGAUUUAUUCGACCAAAUAGACGAAAACCUAAAGAAUGCGCUGCAAAAAGACUUGAAUGAGCUUGCUCCAGGUCUAAGUAUCCAAGCAGUCCGGGUAACAAAACCCAAAAUACCGGAAACAAUACGGAAAAACUACGAAUUGAUGGAAGGCGAGAAAACCAAGUUGCUGAUAUCAAUCCAGCACCAGAAAGUUGUGGAAAAAGACGCAGAGACAGAUCGGAAAAAAGCAUUGAUUGAAGCAGAAAAAGAGUCCCAGGUUGCGGCGAUUCAGUACAACCAGAAGAUCAUGGAGAAGGAAUCUCUGCAACGUAUGGCUUCGAUUGAAGAUGCGAUGCACUUAGCGCGCGAGGAAAGUCGCUCUGAUGCUGAUUUUUACCAGAUGAAGAAACAAGCUGAAGCUAAUAAACUAUUACUCACCAAAGAGUUCCUGGAACUGAAGAAAUACGAGUCCUUAGCCAAGAACGCUAAGAUCUACUACGGGCAAGACAUACCCAAGAUGUUCUCAAUGGGAGGAUGCUCCAAUGAUCCGGAUCUUGGUGUUCAUUCUAGUGCAGAUGUUGAUAAGAAUAAUGGAGUUUAA